AUGCCCGUCCCAACAAGAACACAAGAAAAAAACAUAUGGAUAGCAGCAGGUGACGCGAUCUCUCCGAACGCUCCUGAUCCAUUCACUUACACUCCAAUGCAUGCAGCUGCAUCUUAUGGCCAACACCAAGUGUUGUCCUAUCUCGUCAGCAAGGGUGGCGAUGUGAACGUCACCGACGAGGACGGUGAUACACCCUUGUACACAGUCGAAAACGUCGAAACAGCCCAGUGGCUUAUCAGUCAUGGCGCAAUCACCGACAGACGUAAUAACGAAGGCGUCUCGCCGGCGGACCAUUUGGAGGAGGAUUUUCCCGACGUCGCCGCGUUUCUGAGGUCACAGUUGACCGGACAUCCGGUCGUGCCCAGCGAAAUCCCGAUUUCACAACCAUCCCAGCACCAACAAGAUGCAGCAUCAGAAACCCUAACCUCAGCGUUGAUGCAGUCGGUACAAGAUAUCAUGCAGCGGACGAAAGAGCUCAGACAGGUUGUCAGCCGGGCUGUUCUGGAGGGUGUCUUGACAGGUUACGAGAUGUCAAACCAGCAAAACCGGCAGGAACAGGAUUCCGACUCCGAAUCCUUCAAGCGCGCCAGGACGGAAGGGGGCGGCGACAGCGGUGGGGAUUGA
Molecule: messenger RNA, 624 nt
Organism: Pisolithus orientalis
Lineage: Eukaryota; Fungi; Basidiomycota; Agaricomycetes; Boletales; Pisolithaceae
Exons: 5
Coding region: 1-624 (207 amino acids)
Molecular function (GO): protein binding
Source: RefSeq, a predicted model, not a curated record